Ceraceosorus bombacis is the source of this 570-nucleotide messenger RNA. Lineage: Eukaryota; Fungi; Basidiomycota; Exobasidiomycetes; Ceraceosorales; Ceraceosoraceae. The record is from the annotation of a GenBank genome assembly.
AGACGCUCGGCUCGUGCCAUCGCUAACACCUCGCUCAGAGCUUGGCUGGGAAUCAAAAUUGUCUAUGACGUGUCUGAAGCAUUACGUGCGUGGAGCUAUGAGGGAGGCGCCGAAUCGUCGGGAAAGUGGCAAUACAAUGUGCGUUUUGGCUUGGGCAGCGAUUGGAAAGAGUCAUGAUCGCCAAGCGAGAGUGUGAGGCAUCGAACACGAACACAGAGAGAUGGCGCGGAGCUUGGACCUGAUGAGCGAGAAGAGAGUUUGCAGGGAGACCGAGGAAGGGAUAAGGCUCGUUUGAGGAUCAUGACGGAAGAAGCUGAGAACUUUCUUUUGGCACGAGCCCACAGCAAACACGAACUUCGACACGGAAAACGCGUGAAGCGGCCGCGGGUGACAAAACUUCUAAGAGCGGCCAAUUUGAUAAGUCUUUGGAGCUUUGCGAGAAUGACCGACGCUGUCGUGCAGAUUGACGUUCGCGACGAGUAGUAGGCGCAUACCAAGGUGCGGAGUUUCUGAGCAAAGGUUCAGAAGUCUGCCGUCCUCCGCGGCGUACUAUUGAUUGGCCGCGUUCUU